GGGUGUUCGGUGUCCGCCCGGUGCCUGUCAGGGGCAGAUAUUAAAGCCUAGGAGGCGGCGCACAGCUGCAGUUGUCUGUGGAAAACGAGGACCGUAGAGACAGGAGUGUGCGGGCCUCGUGUGUGGUCACCAUGAGGAAGUUGUGGGCUAUUGGCCUGUGCUUCGUUCUGCUAGCCUUUGUAUCUGUCAGAGCGGAAGAUGAAGCGGACUUUGAUGGAACAGUAGAAGAUGACCUUGGAAAGAGCCGAGACGGCUCAAGGACAGACGAUGAAGUUGUAAGCAGGGAAGAGGAAGCAAUUCAGCUGGAUGGACUUAAUGCUGCCCAAAUAAAGGAACUUCGAGAAAAAUCUGAGAAAUUUGCAUUCCAAGCUGAAGUUAAUAGAAUGAUGAAGCUGAUUAUCAACUCCUUAUACAAAAACAAAGAGAUUUUCCUUCGAGAACUGAUUUCCAAUGCUUCUGAUGCCCUCGAUAAGAUCCGGUUAAUUUCUUUGACUGAUGAUACUGCUCUUGCUGACCAUGAAGAACUUACCAUUAAAAUUAAGUGUGAUAAAGAGAAGAACAUGCUACAUAUAACAGACACUGGCAUUGGCAUGACGAAAGAAGAGCUUGUGAAGAAUUUGGGAACCAUUGCUAAAUCUGGAACAAGUGAAUUCUUGAACAGGUUUACAGAAGCCCAGGACUCUGGCCAGUCUACCUCUGAGCUGAUUGGGCAGUUCGGUGUUGGCUUCUAUUCUGCCUUCCUUGUUGCCGAUCGUGUAAUUGUGACAUCAAAACACAACAAUGACACACAGCACAUUUGGGAGUCUGAUUCUAAUCAGUUCUUUGUGAAUGACGAUCCUCGGGGUGACACAUUGGGAAGAGGAACAACCAUAACCUUGGUUUUGAAAGAAGAGGCAACUGAUUAUCUUGAACUGGAGACCAUCAAGAACCUGGUCCGAAAAUAUUCUCAGUUUAUCAAUUUCCCUAUUUAUGUAUGGAGUAGCAAGACUGAGACUGUAGAGGAGCCAAUUGAUGAAGAUGAAGCUAAAGAGGAGGAGAAGGAGGAUACUGAUGAGGAAGCUGCUGUUGAGGAAGAGGAUGAAGAGAAGAAACCAAAAACCAAGAAGGUCGAGAAGACUAUCUGGGACUGGGAGCUUAUGAAUGACAUUAAGCCCAUCUGGCAGAGACCAGCUAAAGAGGUUGAAGAGGAUGAAUACACAGCCUUCUAUAAGUCUUUCUCUAAGGAAAGUGAUGAUCCAAUGGCUCACAUUCACUUCACUGCUGAAGGAGAGGUUACCUUCAAAUCCAUCUUGUUUGUGCCUUCCACAGCUCCCCGUGGUCUGUUUGAUGAAUAUGGCUCCAAGAAGAGCGAUUUCAUUAAACUCUUUGUCCGCAGAGUUUUCAUAACUGAUGACUUCCAUGACAUGAUGCCAAAAUACUUAAACUUUGUUAAGGGAGUGGUUGAUUCAGAUGACUUGCCUCUUAAUGUAUCUAGAGAAACCCUACAGCAGCAUAAACUGCUAAAGGUUAUAAGAAAGAAGCUGGUGCGCAAAACUUUGGACAUGAUUAAGAAAAUUGCAGAAGACAAAUAUAAUGAGAAAUUCUGGAAGGAGUUUGGCACAAAUAUCAAACUUGGUGUGAUUGAAGAUCACUCUAACCGCACCCGUCUGGCCAAGCUUCUCCGAUUCCAGUCUUCCAACAGCAAGACAGAGCUUACCGGUCUGGACCAGUAUGUUGAAAGAAUGAAGGACAAGCAGGAUAAAAUUUACUUCAUGGCUGGCUCAAGCAGGAAAGAGGUGGAUUCUUCCCCAUUUGUUGAACGUCUGCUGAAGAAAGGCUAUGAAGUGAUAUUCUUAAUUGAACCUGUAGAUGAGUACUGCAUACAGGCCCUGCCAGAGUUUGAUGGCAAGAGAUUCCAGAAUGUUGCCAAGGAAGGACUGAAGCUUGAUGAAAGUGAAAAAGCAAAGGAAACCCAUGAGGCCCUGGAGAAGGAAUAUGAGCCACUGCUUACCUGGCUGAAAGAUAAAUCUCUGAAAGACCAGAUUGAAAAAGCUAUCAUAUCCCAGCGUUUGACACAGUCCCCAUGUGCACUUGUAGCUAGCCAGUAUGGGUGGUCUGGCAAUAUGGAAAGGAUUAUGAAGGCACAAGCAUACCAGACAGGCAAAGACAUUUCCACAAGUUACUACUCCAGCCAGAAAAAGACUCUUGAAGUAAACCCAAGACAUCCUUUGAUAAAGGAAAUGUUGCAGAGAGUAAAGGAAAAUGAAGAUGACCAGACUGUAUCAGACCUCGCAGUAGUACUUUUUGAGACUGCCACGUUACGGUCAGGAUAUCAGCUACCAGAUACAAAGGCAUAUGGUGAAAGAAUAGAAAGGAUGCUGCGGCUAAGCUUAAGUAUCGACCUUGAUGCCAAGGUUGAGGAUGAGCCAGAGGAGGAAGAGGAGCCAGCAGCCGAUGAAGCUGAGCAGGAAGAUUCAGAUGAUGACGUUGAAGAGGUUGAUGCAGAAGAGAAGGACGAAACAUCAAAGACAGAAGAACAGACAGAAAAACAGGAAUCCACACAUAUAAAAGAUGAAUUCUAAAUGCCAUCUCGCAAACCAACUAGUGGGGGUGGGCUUUUUCAGUGUUUGGGAGGGUUUUUUAGUUUGUUUAUUUUUUUGUUUAUUUUUUUAAGAAAAGGAAAAAAAGCAUUCCUCAUGAAUGUAAAUUUGUACUAUUUAUGAGUAUAUGGUUGUAAAAUCUUUACAUGUGCACACAAAUGUUCUGAAAAGUCACACCGAAUUCACUGUCAAGAUGGAACGUGGCAAUGCCACCCAACAGACUUUGUUACAAUAGCAUUGCAAGCUGACACCUCAGAUGUGGAAGGGAUUUGGCAUUAACCUGCACAAACCAGAAAAGGACUGGGUAUCUGUUCAUCUUGAUGAACCGUCUUGUACCAAGCUGGCUGAAGUACAAUCUAGCACUACAGAGCAGAACUGGACUCAAAAUGUGAAAUGUCAAGUGUAAUGGUUAUGUUUGUCGUCCUGGAACCCUGACUGAAAAGCGGCUAAGGUUCAUCUUGUAACACUUCCGGUUACUGUUGUCACAAUUUUACAGUCAAUGUCCACAUCAAACUCCUUUAAACAAUAAAGUUGUGGUGACUUUAUCAUUGA
Nanorana parkeri is the source of this 3131-nucleotide messenger RNA. It is a transcript of the gene HSP90B1, whose product is annotated as heat shock protein 90 beta family member 1. The record is from RefSeq and is a predicted model, not a curated record. The coding region runs from base 132 to 2561 and encodes 809 amino acids. Gene Ontology annotation, molecular function: ATP-dependent protein folding chaperone; ATP hydrolysis activity; ATP binding. Gene Ontology annotation, biological process: protein folding. The transcript is spliced from 18 exons. Lineage: Eukaryota; Metazoa; Chordata; Amphibia; Anura; Dicroglossidae.